GGCAGUUUAGUAAUUUUAAUGGACUCAGUGCGACACAUGUCAUGUUCCCUCUCUCUCUCUCCAUGUGUCUGUCUCUGACUCUCCGUCUCCGUCUUCAGGGUUGGUUCUCGGCAGGCCAUUCAUUCGCUGGUAUCAAGUGUGCGUGCUUGCGUUCUAAAGCAUAUACGUAGGCCCGCCACGGAGAGUCGCAGCUAUCAACGAGAGCCCUUGAAAACACUCUCAUGAUUUUUUCUCUCUUCCUCAGACAUGGACUUCGAAACCCUAAAGAUCGGAGCUUCUGAACAGCUCUCCAUGUACCCCAGCAGGGGAUUGUUUCACCUAGUCAGAGCAUUCCAAUUUAUAGUGGUUCUUUCAUGUAUCCUUUUUUGCCAAGCUACAUGUGGACCAAGCUCCAUGAAUGGGAUGCUGAAGCCAGUGGAACAUGAUGCGUGUGGGUCAUACAGAGACAGGUUUGAUGUGGAGUUUCUGGAUAUUGGUGUUGGUGAUAGUAGUACUCAAUAUGGAAAGCCAAUGACCCACGUAAAUAUUGGGACUGUCUGUACCGACUCUCGUUCGUUCUGCUUCCCAUCAACAUUACCGGGUUUUUCUUCUAAAGAGUAUGAACACAGAGAUGCUGCUCUAGAAGCUUCUGGGAGUCAGUCUGAUUGUCAAUUACCUGAUAAAUCUACUAGGGAUAGCGGGUGGAUGAGUAAUCAAAGUUGGUCAUCUGACCAUGGCAUGUUUGAGUUAUUGAAAGGAGGGAUUGUUUCUUGUUCUUUAAACUCCAAAGAGGACAUUAAUGAGGUAUCAACCAUUCAAGCUGACAGUGCUAAUCAAAAUGAUUUUUCUUUCUCUAGAGGAUCUUUAAUUAAUCAGAAGUGCAAAAGUUUUAGGCCAGAAAGGAACUCUGAGGUGACCAAAACAUGUUCUUUUGAUGGUUCUUCAUCUUUCAGUGUCGAAAUUAAGCCUAAUGUUCUAGAUUGGGGACAAAAGUAUUUGUAUCUUCCUUCAUUAGCUUUCUUGACUGUGGCAAACACAUGCAAUGACAGCAUUUUACAUGUCUAUGAACCUUUCAGCACUGAUGUUCAAUUCUAUCCAUGCAAUUCUAGUGAGGCUUUGCUUGGACCUGGUGAAGUAGCUUCGAUCUGUUUUAUAUACUUUCCUAGAUGGUUGGGCUUGUCCUCUGCUCAUUUGAUUUUGCAGACAAGCUCUGGUGGUUUCCUAGUCCAUGCUAAGGGCUUUGCUAUAGAGUCGCCUUAUGGAAUUCAACCUAUAUUAGGUCUGGAUCUUUCUUCCAGUGGAAGAUGGACUAAGAAUUUGUCUUUGUUCAAUCCCUUUGAUGAAACCCUCCAUGUGAAGGAAGUGACAGCGUGGAUGCUAGUUUCUCUAGGGCACACUUCUCAUUAUACUGAAGUGAUUUGUAGUAUAGAAAAUUUUCAGGGCUCUAAUGACCUUGGUUUGGCAAAUGUUAGGGAACAGUUGGUUGUGAAAAAGGGUCAAGUUGGUGUGCCAGUCUUGGCAAUUAGGCCUCAUGGAAACUGGGAGAUAGGUCCCCAAAGCUCUGAAGCAGUGAUAGAGAUAGAUGUCUCGACUGAGUCUGAGGGGAAAAUCUUUGGUGCAUUUUGUAUGCAGCUGCUAAGGUCUUCACAAGACAAGUCUGAUACAGUUAUGAUUCCUCUUGAAGCAGAACUAGAUGGGAAAGCCGCCUAUGAUGAUCUUUCAGGAUCUAUAUCAGCAUUUCUUGAACCUCUAGUUCCAUGUGAUGCUAGUGAAACUGCUGUUGUUGCUCUGUCUCUGAGAAAUGCUGCUUCUCACUUAUUGAAUGUCAUGGAGGUUAGUGAAGUUUCAGAUAGGAAAAGUUUUCAUAUCCAAUACAUGGAAGGCUUACUACUUUUUCCUGGCACCAUCACACAAGUUGCUUUGAUUACAUGCUCACAGUUGUAUGUUGAAUUAAGCGAUUCUCCACCUGAAGUAGCCAAUAUAUACUGGAGCUGUAAGUUACUCAUACUUACAAAUGACUCGAGCAGUCCUCGGAUAGAAAUUCCUUGCCAGGACAUAACCUAUCACUGUUCAAGACAUCAGAAGGACUCUUCUAUUGGAUUUGAAUAUCAGUCUGAAAAGGUUGAAUCUGGCUAUAUGAUGUCAGGGUCCUUGGGCAGUGGCAUGCAUUCUCCAUCACAGAUCAAGGCUCUGGAUCCAGCAGAAGCUGAUGAAUUCGUUCUAGAAAACUGGAAGUCUCAAGGUACUAAAUGUGGCAUGUCUGUGCUUGAUGACCAUGAGAUAUUCUUCCCAAUGGUUGAAGUUGGAAGUCAUCACUCCAAGUGGAUCACUGUAAAGAAUCCUAGCCCUCAGCCAGUUAUCAUGCAGCUUAUCCUGAACUCAGGAGAGAUUAUUGAUCAAUGCAGUGCCCCUGAUGGGUUCACACAACCACCAUCCAGUAGUUUUGUUCAUGAUGAAUCUAGUGGUCCAGCAAAAUAUGGGUUCUCAAUAGCAGAGAGUGCACUAACAGAGGCUUAUGUUCAUCCUUAUGGUAGAGCAUCUUUUGGGCCAAUUUCCUUUCAACCUUCAAAUCGAUGUAGCUGGAGAAGUUCAGCUCUGGUUAGGAACAAUCUUUCAGGUGUGGAGUGGCUUACUUUGAGGGGAUUUGGAGGGUCACUUUCCCUUGUCCUCUUGGAGGGGCCCGAGCUUGUAGAAAGUGUGGAGUUUAACCUCAACUUGCCCGUUCCUCUGAAUGCCUCUCCCCCCGACACUUUGGUGCACUUGGAAGAGACCAUUUAUGCAUGUUCACAGCCAUUGUCAAAAGAGCUUUAUGCCAAGAACACAGGAGACUUGCCAUUCGAGGUUAGAAAAAUCAAAGUUUCUGGAACAGAGUGUGGGAUGGAUGGAUUUAUAGUGCAUACUUGUAAUGGUUUUGCUCUCGAACCUGGGGAAUCAGCAAAGCUUCUGAUAUCAUACCAGUAUGAUUUUUCUGCAGCCAUGAUACAUAGAGAUCUCGAACUGUCCCUGGAUGCUGGAAUUUAUGUGAUUCCCAUGAAGGCGAGUCUGCCCUUUUACAUGCUUAAUAUCUGUAAGAAAUCAGUCUUCUGGAUGCGAGUGAAGAAAUCCCCUGUAGCAGUCUUCUUUGUUUUUUCCUUAAUAUUUCUGGUAUUCUGUUGGAUAUUUUCCCAAGUCAUAGCCUUGGGAUCCCAGGAUGACUUGUGCAAGAGUGAGAGGAGAUCCAUUGCUGCUGCUUUAAGGAAGGCCGGCAAAACCGUUCUUACGCAUCAUAAUCAGGGAAAUGGGAAGUUGUCUGUGUCGAGUGAGGUGGAUAGUCUCUUAAGGUCUGUUGGGGAUGAAAAAAUCUCGGUGCACGCUUCUGUUCGUAGACAUCCUGAUGGUCAGGACGGGAUCCCAGGACAGGGAAUGACUGCUCAACUUGUGGGACCAACAUUUGAAAAUCAUAAACAACUUGAUGAUCCAUUGGAUAAUCGAAAGGAAAGAGCAUUUCCAUCCUCUUUACUGUCAAAGUCUGUAGCAAUUUAUAAUUCUAAUACAAUAGAAACACCCCAACAAGGUAACCUUACAGUCAAAACUGGGAACGAGAAAGGAAGAAGGCGAAGGAAGAGAAAGGGUGCAGGUUCCAAAUUUACAGGGCUGUUCGAAGUUUCUAGCAGUCAAAGUGGAAAUUCUACACCUUCGUCUCCCUUGUCCCCGUUCGCAUCUGUUACACCCAAACGCACGUGGCUGCCAUCUCCUGAUAUGGAACAAACUAUUGAGGCCAGGUGUCCAUUUACUCAAGAAGCAGACCGACUCCCCGAGAAGGAUGAGGUUUGUGGAUCUGAUACUGAGGUGAACCUAUUGGAGCGUCAGGUUUCUGCAAGGCAUUGCGGUAACAGCUUGCUCUUGCCUACUCCAGAGCAGCCUUCAGCAUCAAGAAAAACAUCUACUAAGCCUGUUCUGUUGCCUUCUGCUACUUUCCCUUGUCUUGGCAGGCCUUCCCCCAAUGCGCUGUGCUCUUCCCCUUUUCUUGCUUCAUCUUCUGCAGUUGCUCCACAUGCUCGAGCUCCUGGGUCCAAGCUUUACAACCAGAAAGCCAAAGAAAAGGCAGGACUUGGGGAUGAAUAUACAUAUGAUAUCUGGGGUGACCAUUUAUCUGGACUGCAUUUACGGUCAAAGGAUGUCACGUCUAUGGUGUCCAAUCCUACAAACCCUCACGACAAUGUCUAUGAUUCUGAAAGCUUCUUUGUAAGGGGUCCACAAAGCCUCGUGACAAUGUCAAAAUCUGUAAGUUUUGGAAAAUAAGGUUAAUUAUAGAUCACUAAAUAAUUGCUAAAUUUCCUUGCA
Molecule: messenger RNA, 4302 nt
Organism: Juglans regia (Persian walnut)
Lineage: Eukaryota; Viridiplantae; Streptophyta; Magnoliopsida; Fagales; Juglandaceae
Exons: 3
Coding region: 247-4260 (1337 amino acids)
Cellular component (GO): membrane
Source: RefSeq, a predicted model, not a curated record